AUGGACCCUGAAAAGGAAAGUGACGCCAUAAAGGUGUACAUACCGAAGGAAUUGUUGGAAAAAAAGAAUAGAGAAUACGAUAGGAGCGUGUUUGUAGGAUGGAAGGCAAGAAGGAACCGAUUGUUCAUAGUAAACGCAUACGAAGAGAAGGAUGAAAGACUCAAUUCGGUCUUGGAUUCCAUAAAUAAAGAAGCGAAACUGAGGAAUAUAACGUAUAUGGAAAAUGGACUGGAAGUAAUUAAGGAGUAUAAAUUUGAAAAAAGGAAAGAUAAUAAGGAAAGAGAACAAAUAAUACUAAAAAAUGCGAAAACAGGCAGUCGAAUAAGAAACGUAGUAGUAUUAGUGUACAACAACACGUCGUUCGACUUUAAAGCAACAAACCUGUUUAAAAACAUGAACAUACAGGAUGAAAUGGUCAGCGGUAAGAAGAGUAAGGAGUUAAAAUGCACAGAAACGUCGGACAGGAACUCGGAUGUGGGAUCGUGCGCAAUACUCUGUACAGCACUGAAGAAUUACAUAGAUAAGCACACGGAGGACGCGAAGGCGGAGCCGAGAGAGGAGUUGAGUUUGAGUUACAUGAGCAGCUACGACAGGAGAACAGAUGCUGCAGCGUUGUGUACAUACUGCUACUACCAGGUCUUCAUGAAAAUGACGCUGUGCCUGUCAACGGUGGCGUUUCACACACUGAGAGUGCUUAAUUAUGGAGGGAAGAUGGUGAAGUUCAUGGAAAAUAAGUCGAAUUUCGUGUCAAUGGUGAUGAGUAAGCUGAGAACAAUAGCACUGUGGCACAAGCUGUACGAAGAACUUUUAAAUAAAACAGAAAUUGGAGAAUAUAUCGCAGUGAGGAGUGAGUUGAAGGACGUGGCAGUGUCGUUCUACUUGGACCUGUUCCUGGGAAUGGUGUACCUGGUGUGGUUCAGAGAGCUCUUUAUGGAAAAGUUAUUCGUGCUGCGAAGCUACCUCAAGACACAGUACAUAGGGAAGCUGAAGUCGCUGUUCUACGUUUCGACGGCGAAGGUCUUCAUACACCUGAAGCUGAACAACGAAGUGUCGACGUCACUCUCGAAGUUCAUCAUCAACAAGGUGAUACUGUGGAACUACGUGAGCAUGUACCUGAGGCCAGUGAACGUGUUCCUGUUCAAAGCGAUGCACCUCGCUGCAGUGUUCGGGCUGUCGGCGCUGCUGUCGUUCGUCCUGGACGUGUUCACGUUUGAAACGAGGCACCUCUACUACCUGUACUUCGUAAUCCUGGCGCUGAUGAGCUACUGCCACAAGUACCUGUACUCACUGAUACAAAUGUUCAAGGGGAAAAAGUGGAACAUACUCAAGUCGGAGAUGGACACGAACCAGUUCACGAAGGAGCACCUGUUCAUAGGAGUGGUCUUCUUCACAGUGUUCGCGCUCAACUAUCCAACGAUAUGGAUUUUCUACAUCAGCAUAAUCACAAUACUGAUGCCAGUACUGGGUAAGGGAAGAAGUUGCGGCCCGAAACACGAGUUUUUAGUGACCAGGGCGCUGAUGGACGCGUUCAUCGACGUAGUAUACGAGUUCCCAUACUACUUCAUAAUACACAACACUUUCAGCUCAGUAAAAUAUACGCAAGGAGUGCACUUUAAACACAUGUACAUGAAAGCAGAGGAUAUAGAAAAUAUAGAAUCUUCGGAAGAGGUCAACGAAGACGGAACACUGGACUACCUGUAUCUGGAAGUGGUGCCGAACAAGAUACCGCUGAGCGAAAGGACCAGCAGAAUGAAGAAGAAGGUGGGAGAGAAGCUCGACAGAGUGUCUCCAAUAAAGGUGAUGAGGUGCGAAAAUGUGAAAAAGUAG
Theileria orientalis strain Shintoku is the source of this 1827-nucleotide messenger RNA. RefSeq lists its product as uncharacterized. Gene Ontology annotation, cellular component: membrane; endoplasmic reticulum. Lineage: Eukaryota; Apicomplexa; Aconoidasida; Piroplasmida; Theileriidae. The record is from RefSeq and is a predicted model, not a curated record. Gene Ontology annotation, biological process: GPI anchor biosynthetic process.